Drosophila ananassae is the source of this 864-nucleotide messenger RNA. RefSeq names its product arylalkylamine N-acetyltransferase-like 2. Gene Ontology annotation, molecular function: N-acetyltransferase activity. The transcript has a single exon. The record is from RefSeq and is a predicted model, not a curated record. NCBI's taxonomy places the organism in Eukaryota, Metazoa, Arthropoda, Insecta, Diptera, Drosophilidae. Bases 98 to 763 code for a protein of 221 amino acids.
UGGGGUUCAUUUUUAGAUUAAACCUUAGGGUGAGCAGUCGUUUUCUGGUGUGAGUUUGGGGCGAGUUUCCGCAGUCGAUCAAAGUUCAAAGUUCAAGAUGACAACAAACACCAAGGAUGGCAUUACCAUACGCCCCAUGACUGAGGAUGACCUGGACACGGUGUCUGAUUUCGUGGUUAAUAACUUUUUGGUCGAUGAACCUUUAACCGGCACUAUUGAUUGGACUAAAUAUCCCACGGUGAAAGAUAAGAUGGAUGAGAAGCAUCGAGCAAUGAGACAGCAGGGUCUUUCUCUGACGGCCGUCGAUGAUAAUAAGAAUGGAGAAAUUGUGGGCUUCUGUUUGGCGGUAUCCCAGACCCAGGAAGAUUUAGAGUCAAAACUUCCCGUCAUUGAGAGAUCACCCCCAGAAAUUGCUGCCAUUUUGAAAUUGGGUGAUUACAUGCAAAGGAAAGUCGAUAUAUUUAAACUUUACGGUGUUGAUAAGGUUCUAUACUCUCAUAUGACUUUCGUGAAACCGGGAAUGCGAGGCAAACAAGUUGGAAGCCGGUUGGCCCAAACUCUGAUUCAACUUGGCCGUACCCAGGGCUUUAAAGUGAUGACUGCCAUGUGUUCGAGCUUCUUCUCCGGAAAUCAAAAGGAGGCCCUUGGAAUGAAGAUCGUCUUCCAACAACCCUAUGCGGAGUACAAAGAUGAUGAGGGAAAAGUGAUAUUUUCCCCACCUGCCCCACACACCAGAGCCCGAAUGUUGGCGAUGGAACUGUGAUAAUAAUAAACUUCAUAUUCUUUUAAGGAAAGAUUGCAUUAUUAUAAAACAAUACAAUUUUUUGAGCUUGUUGAAAUGCAAUAAAUUCUUAAAAGCAAUAA